AUAAAGGUUCUGGUGAGGCUGUGCAUUUUAUGCCUCAUUAUCAGGUUGGUACACAACUUGCACUCCAUUGUAUACACUAGAAUUGAUAGCAAUGACCUAAGAGUUGAGAUAACUUGGGUAUGUGCUUCUCUGUUAAAUAACUUCAGAGGUGGUUAAUGUGUGACAUUCACCCCCGCAACACCAUCACCACCAACAAAUCACCUCGCCAGGUCCUGCUAUAAAAGUGAGUGAAGUGUUGGACACUGACCAUCUCCACCUCCACUCCAUCGAUCUCCAUCUCCAUUCGCUCCCAGUCUAGGUCCAGCAUGGAGAAGACACUUAGGACAACAGUCGAUAGCUCCUACAGCAGCCGCUCCUACACCGGCCCUGUGACUGGCACCGUGAGGAAGAACUACUCUGUGUGCAGCUCCUAUGGGAGCACCGGCGGGGCAGUUAGGGUGGUUGGAGGGCAGCUCGUAAACUCAGGAAUGUAUGGUGGGAGUAUGGAUUAUAUGUAUAGAGCAGGAAUGGGACCAGGAGCCGGUCGGGGUCCUGUCGUGUUCCCCCCACUGACUGCUGUGACGGUCAACAAGAGCCUCCUGACUCCACUGAACCUGGAGAUUGACCCUAAAAUCCAAGCCAUUAGAACUGAGGAGAAAGAACAGAUCAAGACCCUGAACAACCGAUUUGCCUCCUUUAUUGAUAAAGUGCGUUUCCUGGAGCAGGAGAACAAACGGUUGGAGACCAAGUGGAGCCUUCUGCAAGAACAGACCACCUCCAGCACUAGAAUCAACGGCAUGUUUGAGAACCACAUCGCCAAACUGCACAGACACCUGGACGGCCUGGACAAUGAAAAACGACACCUGGAGUGUGAUCUGAAUAACAUGAAGGGUCUGGUGGAGGACUUUAAACAAAAGUAUGAGGAGGAGAUCAACAAACGUACCGACUCAGAGAACACCUUUGUGCUGUUAAAAAAGGAUGCUGAUCAGUCUUACAUGAACACGGUGGAGCUGGAGACAUCACUGAACAACCUUAAAGAUGAGAUUGAGUUCCUGACACUGAUCUAUGAGCAGGAGCUGAAGGAGCUGAAAUCUCUGAUCGGAGAAACAUCAGUGGUGGUGGAGAUGGAUAACAGAAGAGACCUGGACAUGGAUGCUAUUGUAUCUGAAGUGCGAGCGCAGUAUGAUGAAAUCGCCAAACGAAACCGCACUGAAGCUGAGAGCUGGUACAAACAGAAGUAUGAAGAGCUGCAAGUUACGGUCACACAGUAUGGAGAAAACCUGAGAACAACUAAAGGUGAAAUCACUGAAUAUAACCGCAAAAUCCAGCGGAUGCAGUCCGAGCUCGAAGCCAUCAAGGGACUGCGCACCAGUCAGGAGCUUCAGAUCAAAGAGGCAGAGGAACGUGGUGAAAUAGCAUUGAAGGAGGCGAAACUCCGUGUACAGGAGCUGGAGGAGGCUCUUCAGAGAGCUAAACAUGACAUGGCCCGUCAAGUACGCGAGUACCAGUCACUCAUGAACAUCAAACUGGCUCUGGAUAUCGAGAUCGCCACCUACAGGAAGCUACUGGAGGGAGAGGAAAGCAGAUUGGUGCGUGGAGGUCAAUCGGUCAGCAUCUCCAGACAGACCUCGUAUCAGUCUCAUCUGCUGGAAAGCAGCAUGGUCAUGUCCCCCGCUGCUCGUGUUGCAGGUCUGGGCAGUGAGACUACGGUCAUUCACACCGAUUAAGACCAUUAAAGUCCUGGUCUGAAGGACAAGACAGAGUCUUGACUGGAAGAAGAACUCAAGACCCUAAGAAAUGAUCUCAUUCAGCAUAUUUUGAACCCCCCCCAUGUUUUAAAUCUCCACCUCUCGCCUUGGUCACUGAAUGUAUUCUUCUUGUUUUCCACUAAUAAAACUUUUAUCCCCGAUGAUGACUGAAUAUUUCAAGCAAUGUACUGAGUAUAUGGUCCAGUGCAUCUUCUAAAGCACUUAUUUUUCAUUUGUCUAU
This is a messenger RNA of Hemibagrus wyckioides, 1968 nucleotides long. RefSeq names its product intermediate filament protein ON3-like. Gene Ontology annotation, biological process: intermediate filament organization; keratinization. The transcript has 9 exons. The coding region runs from base 306 to 1706 and encodes 466 amino acids. Lineage: Eukaryota; Metazoa; Chordata; Actinopteri; Siluriformes; Bagridae. Gene Ontology annotation, cellular component: keratin filament. The record is from RefSeq and is a predicted model, not a curated record. Gene Ontology annotation, molecular function: structural constituent of skin epidermis.